Messenger RNA from Exophiala viscosa, 975 nucleotides. RefSeq lists its product as uncharacterized. Lineage: Eukaryota; Fungi; Ascomycota; Eurotiomycetes; Chaetothyriales; Herpotrichiellaceae. The record is from RefSeq and is a predicted model, not a curated record. The transcript has a single exon. The coding region runs from base 1 to 975 and encodes 324 amino acids.
AUGAGCAGGCGUCUUUACCCAACAGAACCGGGAUCAGUCGCCAUCGCAUACUCCGACAUUCCUUUCCUACAGCGUCGAGAUCGACUCGCAAGAAAAGCUCAAGAUCGGGCGCACAAGUCCAAGCAUGACAUUAACCGCAUCCACUUCUCCCCGGCCAAAGUCUUGCUGUCCUCAGGCUCGAUAUACUCGCGAGAAUGGCGCCAACGACUUACACGCAGCGACAAUGCCAACAAUCGACCUGGUACAAUCCAGAGUGCGCCUAUUGUCACCGACCCUUCAGACAUCAGCACGAACAAGAUCUUCGUGCAGCAAGUCACCACAGUCGUCGGCCAAGUUGAAGCCGUCGACCUUCCUCCAUUCCAAACAUGGUGCCGUGGAGGUGACCACGAAAGCCGCCCUCUAAACAAGUCCUCCAGUACAGCCCGAGGACUGGUGUCAAGCUGGCAUCCAACCUCAGCCGACGAGCGCGGUCCCUUUCAACUAUCUGUCCGCAAAGGCAAGCCCGAAAAUCAUCCUGAGCACAACAAUUUCUACAUUUCGCCCUUGUCGUCCAUGUCAUCUAUGACCCCCGAGUCGUGGUACCCCCAAGGCAAGCCCCAGAGUCCAGAAUUGGCCUCAGUCCAAACCAGUCCCCAUUCCACGUGUCCUCCUGACUCCAGCAACAACACUGCCGGCAACUCACCACGACCAUCCAGCGAUACUCUCCCCCUCGACCAGCACGAAUUUCCACGACCCAUCAACAGACCCAAUCCCAACAAGAGAAGAUCCAGAUGGCGUAUACCAGACUUCUUACGACCCCUCGAUGCACCGGCGGUGCAAGUGCGAACUUACGACGCGCCUUUGCGCCGGGACUUGUUCCAAAAAGCUCAACCGGGCAACGAACAGACCCUCACCGCCACGAGCACUCAGGCACAGCAAGUGAAUGAAAGUUCAACGCAAAUCGUGCAGUCUGGUUGGCUGAAGCACGGGCGAUGA